Messenger RNA from Ananas comosus (pineapple), 635 nucleotides. RefSeq lists its product as uncharacterized. NCBI's taxonomy places the organism in Eukaryota, Viridiplantae, Streptophyta, Magnoliopsida, Poales, Bromeliaceae. Bases 6 to 500 code for a protein of 164 amino acids. The transcript has 2 exons. The record is from RefSeq and is a predicted model, not a curated record.
CNAAAAUGCUCCAAAGGGCAAGCAGCAUCUUUUACAUAGGGGAAGAGUGCAGUGAGGCCAGUAAUGAGUUUGGUGGAGCCAAUGCAGAGGUGUCGAGCUCGCGGCUGCGGCCGGAGAACGCCGUCGGCCUACGGCUUCUGAUGCAGCAGCCGCGACGAGAAGGGCGGGUUGUUAUGAAGUCCGAAGUGAAACUACGGGUGCUUCCAGAAUCGAAUGAGAAUGCUCGACAAGAUCACAAGAGUUUCCAACGAAUGGGCUUUCUAAAGGCUUGUUUUCUCUGUCACAAGGAGUUGAGCCUACAAAAGGAUGUUUUCAUGUAUAAAGGCGAGCACGGAUUUUGCAGCGCCGAGUGCCGGCGCCACCAAAUGACAGUGGAUAAGAGAAGCGAGCGCGAAAGUGCCUCGGCAAAGCAGGGAAGCAGAACGAACCAUUUCACACGGUUGAAUGCGCGAGCAUCGGAUCGUCGGAGGAUAGUAGUAGCAGCACAAUUGACUUUUUAACACACACAUGCAUAUAUUGCUGCCCUUUUCUAACUGUAACAUAGCUGUUUUUGCCAGUGUAGUAGAUGAUCUUUUAUAUACAUAUGAGAGUGUUCAGAGUGACAAUUAGGGACUGUUGUCCUCUGAGUUUGGCUA